Messenger RNA from Prorocentrum cordatum, 329 nucleotides. NCBI's taxonomy places the organism in Eukaryota, Dinophyceae, Prorocentrales, Prorocentraceae. The record is from the annotation of a GenBank genome assembly.
AUGACGGUGCCUCUGCAAUCUUUCCUGGGCGACGUGGACUGCACGGCUCGCGAUGCCACGUUCGUUACGAGCGUGGCCGAUUGGCUCGGCGGCCAUGGGACCACUGCCGCGCAGGACCUGGCCCGGUUAGACGUCGGCGAUCUCCUGUCUAGGGAUCUCGAGAAUCCACGGCUCAAGCGCGGAUUCGUCAGGCGGGCGGUCGCCGAGGCCGCGCGGGCCGCGACGGAGCGCGAGAAUACUGCGCGCGCGAGUGGAUCGGCGACGACGCGGGUGUCCAUCUCGGACAAAUUCCCCGACAUGGGGCUGCGCGGCCAGGACGCCCAGUCCUG